Messenger RNA from Acomys russatus (golden spiny mouse), 939 nucleotides. Its product is annotated as olfactory receptor 6C68. The record is from RefSeq and is a predicted model, not a curated record. The transcript has a single exon. NCBI's taxonomy places the organism in Eukaryota, Metazoa, Chordata, Mammalia, Rodentia, Muridae. Gene Ontology annotation, molecular function: olfactory receptor activity; G protein-coupled receptor activity. The coding region runs from base 1 to 939 and encodes 312 amino acids. Gene Ontology annotation, biological process: G protein-coupled receptor signaling pathway. Gene Ontology annotation, cellular component: membrane.
AUGAGAAACCACACUUCAAUUACAACAUUCAUCCUCCUGGGACUCACAGACGAUCCUCAGCUGCAAGUCUUGCUUUUUCUUUUUCUGUUUAUCACCUACCUGUUGAGUGUAACUGGUAAUUUAACCAUCAUUACGCUCACUACAGUGGAUCCCCACCUUAAAACCCCCAUGUAUUUCUUCCUCCAAAAUUUCUCUUUCCUAGAAAUCUCAUUUACAAGUGCCUGUGUCCCAAGAUUUUUAUACAGUAUUUCAACCGGAGACAGAACAAUUACAUACAAUGCGUGUGCGACUCAGUUGUUUUUUACGGAUCUCUUUGGGGUAACCGAGUUUUUUCUCCUGGCUAUCAUGUCCUAUGACCGCUACGUGGCCAUCUGUAAGCCUUUGCAUUACAUGACCAUCAUGAGCAACAAGGUGUGCAAAGCAAUGGUUACUUCCUGUUGGGUGGCGGCGUUCAUGAUUAUACUUCCACCACUGAGUUUGGGUUUUCAUCUGGAAUUCUGUGACUCAAAUGUCAUUGAUCAUUUCGGGUGUGAUGCAAACCCUAUUCUGAAAAUAUCAUGCUCAGACACGUGGCUAAUUGAGCAGAUGGUGAUAGCCUCUGCGGUGUUGACCUUUAUCAUCACCCUGAUGUGCGUGGUCCUUUCAUACACUUACGUCAUAAGGACAAUCCUAAAAUUCCCUUCUGCUCAACAAAGGAAAAAGGCCUUUUCAACCUGUUCUUCACACAUGAUCGUGGUUUCCAUCACCUACGGCAGCUGCAUCUUCAUCUACAUCAAGCCAUCUGCAAAGGAAGAGGUGACCAUAAAUAAAGGUGUGUCGGUGCUCAUAUCGUCCAUAUCACCCAUGCUGAACCCUUUCAUAUAUACUUUAAGGAAUAAGCAAGUUAAGCAAGCUUCUCACGACUUACUCAAGAAAAUUGCCUUUCUUUUAAAGAAGUGA